Monosiga brevicollis MX1 is the source of this 2076-nucleotide messenger RNA. RefSeq lists its product as uncharacterized. The coding region runs from base 1 to 2076 and encodes 691 amino acids. Gene Ontology annotation, molecular function: mRNA binding; protein binding. Lineage: Eukaryota; Choanoflagellata; Craspedida; Salpingoecidae. The transcript has 13 exons. The record is from RefSeq and is a predicted model, not a curated record.
AUGGCGGACGUUGGGGAGCGGCUGGAGGUGGGUGAUGACUUGCCGGGUGGGCUGAUUUCGGCCCGUGAUCUCAAGGAAAAGCGGGAGGCCGAGGCUCAGGCGGAAGCUGAGGCACAAGCGGCGAAGCAGGCUCGAGCUGCGGCGGCGAAGGAGGCAGCGUUUGCCGCACCCGAGGUCGUCGUCGCCGGUGGCAAGUACACGCGGCCGGACUGGGCCGCCACCGUCCCUUCGGGGUACAAGCUAGAGGUUCUCAAGAAGGGCGUUAUUCUGGGAACCAUCCCACUGCGUGGCAAGGAUCACUUUGUCUUAGGCCGGGCUCCUGAUGCAGACAUCAAGGCUGAGCACGAAUCCAUCUCUCGCUAUCAUGUCGUGCUUCAAUUUUGCAACGACGGUUUUUUCUACAUCUACGAUCUCGAGAGCACCUAUGGCACCAAGCUCAACAAGGCGCGCCUCAAUCCCAGGCGCCAUAUCAAGUUGCGCAUUGGUCAAUUGUUUCGACCUGGAGAAAGGUUCGGGCGCAGCACGAGUUGUCUUCAUAGUGCUCUCACGCGCGACUCUAACCGUUGUGUUCUGGCAAAAAUGAAGAUGGGCCAGAUGAUGAAUCGGAGACUUCUGUCUGGUGCGCGCGCCUGCAUGUGUGUGUGUGUGUGUGUGUGUGUGUGUGUGUGUGUGAAAAAAGCUUUUGCAUCUUCUAUCGGCACAAACUCGUCCAAGCUAAUCGGCUACUCGGGAUCGUCAUACGUCGAUGACCGUGUCCUUGAUGACAUUGAUGAGGAGGCACUUUUGGCGGGCGGCGAUGCUGCAUUGCUGGCGGAUGCUCGAGCGGGCUAUGGCCACGCUGAUCAAGAGGGAGAGGAUGGGAAAGUGCCAUUUUUCGUCAAGGACCCCAAAAAGGCGCUCAAGGUGUUUUUUGAUCGCUACGGCGAGGUGCCAAAAUAUACGGUUGAAUCACAGAAGGAGGGCCGCCAACGAUUGCACAUGGCAACCUUGGAGCUGCCCUUGAAGACCAUAUCCGGCAAUCCCAUCACCAUCACCGCCUCAAGUGACACCAAGGGCAAGGAAGCGGUGGUGCAAUGUGCUCUCAAGGCGUGUCGCCUUCUCCACUCACGUGGGUUAUUGCUUGAGCACACGGCCAAGCGUCAAAAGCGCAGCAAGGAUAGUGACGACGAUUCAGACGAUUUUUUUGACCGCACAAGCGAGCUUCAGCGCAAGCGUGAGCGUCGGAUGGCAAAGAAGGGCGGUGCCCCCAAACAAGCCGAGACCUACGAGUCUUUGCUGGAAAAGCGCGCCAAGAUGGUAGCGGAGCGAAGCUCGUUGUUGGCGCAGAUCCAGGCGCAGGAAGCCGAAGCUGCAACGGCGAUCAAGGCCGGGGAUGCAAUGGACGAGUACAUGCAAAGCUUGGCGGCAAACACGGCCGCUGCAUCUGCAAAGCAGCUGAAGCGAGAGGUUCAACAACUGGACAAACAGAUUGAGAAUACUGACAAGUUUAUCGAGCUGCUCAAACCGGCGCUUGUCCCCCUCGCUAACACCUCUGCCUCGGGCACGGCUUCGACAACAAACGCCAGCUCAGAGCAGCCAGAGGCGGUUGGUGAAGUGCAGCCCUUGGGCUCAGCUCGCGCCAAUGCCGACUCAAAGAGUUCUGAACAGCCAACCGCAACCGGGGUGCAGGAAAGUGGCGCCGAUCGUCGAUCAAAGGCGCGAGCAUUGAUGUCUUUUGACGACGAAGACGACGAGGAGGACGGUGCAUCAAGGGCAGCACGCCUGCGCGAGGCGAUGGCAGAGGCCGCAGCUCAGCCAGCACCGAAAUAUGCGCGUGCGGACCACGAUGAAGCGUCUACUCAAUCAGUUCCAACAGCACCAUCAUCAGCACCAUCAUCAUCAGCGUCCGCGGCGCCGUCGCAGCCCCCUCGACGACAUCCGGCACUUGAGGCUGCUCUCAACCCCAGCGAGGCUGAGGCUGAAGACAGUAGCUUGAGUCGCCGCCUCGAUAAUAACGCGACUUAUCAGGAGUGGCGGCCCCCGACAAACCAAAAAGGUGAUGGACGCAACUCGCUCAACGCCAAGCUGGGAUACUAG